GAACUUUAAUUUGUUAGGAAGUGACUCGGAUGUAGUAAGGUUUUGCUUCCGGGUGUCAGCGUCGCUCGUGACCCUCCUCCCGGUUUGAACAGGGACUUGUUUCCUAUUCCAGCUCAUAAUUCAGAGGUUUCAUCUCUGAAAAGUUCCUGGCGUCCUCUUCCUUCUGCAUGCGUGAUUCCCGAUGGGCAGCUGGUCCCGCGUAGCCGUGCUGGAGCUGUACCGCGCGCUGCUGCGUGCAGGGCGCCACCUUCAGUACACCGACAGAAACUACUAUCGGCAGGCGGUGGCUCGCGAGUUCCGGCGCUGCCAGGCCCUGACGGUCCCUGAAGAUAAGGAGGAAGCUCUGAAGAGGGGCCAGUUCUUCCUGAACAGCAGGCUGGGUGGGCUUAUGUAGGAAGGAGGGAUCACCUGGGCCAUCAGGAGGUGGGCUAGAGAGGAGAUCUCUCAGGAUGGCGGGGGUGAACGGGGAUCGUAAAGGAAAAAAAGACGACAAUGGAAUCGGAACGGCAAUUGACUUCAUGCUCUCCAACGCCAAGCUGGUGCUCGGGGUGGGAGGAGCAGCCAUGCUCGGCAUCGCCACACUAGCUGUCAAAAGAAUGUACGACCGUGCCAUAAGCGCCCCCACCAGCCCCACCAAGAUGCAGCAGGGCGGGAAGAGGAGCUGGGAGGAGCCUGCGUGGAUGGGGUCAUCACCACGAGUGCUGAACCACGACAUGAAGUCCACCGUCAGCAGGUCUCUCCAGACUCUGCCCACUUCCUCACACGCCUGUGAACCAGACCGUCUGCGCAGAGCCGUCGGCCGCUCUGCCGCUGGAGGAAGUGGCGCCUGCCAGUCAGACCUGCAGCGGGCUCGCAUGCGUCUGUGUCUGCAGGAGCGUCUGUGGGAGUUCUACCAAAAACACGUCAACAUCCCGACUGAGGAGCAGACUGUGGCCAGGAGGGCGGCGCUGGACAUCUGUGCGGAGCUGAGAGUGUUCCUUCACGCCAAGCUGCCCGACAUGCCGCUCAGAGAGAUGUACCUGAGUGGAAGCCUGUACGACGACCUCCAGGUGGUGACGGCGGACCACGCCCAGCUGAUGGUGCCUCUGGUCUUGGAGAAGAAUCUGUGGUCGUCUAUCCCAGGAGAGGACACGAUCAUGAACGUCCCUGGUUUUUGGCUCGUCCGCAGGGAGAACUUGGAAUAUUUUCCCAGGAAUAGCAGCUACUGGGACCGCUGCAUGGUCGGCGGUUACCUCUCCCCUAAAUCGGUCCUUGAAGUCUUUGAUAAGCUGGUGGGCUCCGUCAACUGGCCGGCUAUAGGGAGCGUCCUGGACUACAUCAUCCGUCCCGUGGUUCCCUCUGAGACUCUGACUCUGGAGGUCCAGUACGAGAUGGACCGGACUCUGUACGUGGACUUCCUGCCUUUGCUGGUGAUGGAGGAUGGAAUCUCGCUGAUUGCCAAACCACACCGGCUCGCCGCAGAGCGCCAUGAAAACCUGUGGCGGCAGAGCUUCCGCGUGGCCGAGACAGCGCGCCUCCGGGCUCUGGAUCAGGAGGACGGAGGCUGCCGCUCCACCUGCCUGAAGGUGGCGAAGGCUGUGUGCAAGCUCCACCCCGCCCUGCACCGGCUCAACUCCAGCCAGCUCACCAACGCCAUCCUACUGCUAAGCGAGAAGGAGGGGGACUGGACCCAGGAAGCGCUGGCCGACCGUUUCCUUCAGCUCCUCCGGGCUCUAGUGGGACACCUGGAGGCCGGGAAGCUCCCCUGUGCCCUCAGCCCCAAAGUGAACUUAUUUUGUGAGCUAACGGAGCAGGAAGUAGACGAGCUGGGGUACACGCUGUACUGCGCUCUGUCAGAACCUGAGGGGCUGCUGAAAACCACACAGUGAGAAAACCCAUGCAUGGAAAACCCCCAUUCCUUACCGUUGACUCUCAACGUCCAUGCAGAAACAUGUUCCAGACCGUAACAGUGUUUUCACUCUGUGACACAAACGUUUUCAUCCUUUAGUGAAUGGGCCUCCUUAAACCCAUUGUCUUAUGAAGUCCAAAGACGGCGCAAGCAGGGAAAGUGGGUUUUAAAGCAUUUCAGGGUCAGAGUUCACGUAAAAGUGAGAAAUGCUCAAAGAAAGGAAACGUCAGCGGCAGAUAAAUCCUCAUACUGAAGGAUUUAUCAAGUCUUUCUCAAUAAUACAGCCGCUGAACUCUUAUCUGCUCCCUUCAUUACUGAAACAUGUAUAGAAAAAGGACACGCCCACAAAUGAGGAGCAGCUCAGUGCUGUGAGGGGAGGAGCUAACCAUGGAAUGAUGGGAAACAGUGCAGCUCUUCUUUUUUUUCACAACCGGUUUUGUGCUCGUGACAUUUCUCCAUGAAUUGACCAUAGAAAUGUCGAGUCAUGCUGCUUUAAUUUCCUCUUCGCCCUGAAUAUCUCCGUCGUAGGCGGAGCUUUCUCACUAAAUGUUUUUGACUCAGAAAUCUGAAGGAGCUUGAGUGAUGAGGAGCUCAUCCGUGAAGGGUUUGUGUGCUAGUCUCAUUAAGUUAAGCUGGAGCCUGCUCUCAGAAUAGUAAGGUGCGCUGUCGGACCACAUGAAACCCGGAUCAGCUCAUAAGCAGCAGCCAGACGGGAAUCAGCUAAACAUGGAUCCAGACAGGACCUGCAGAGAUGUGCUAACCUCUUAGUUAUGUAAUCACAGCUACUUAGGCCAAACUUUCUGUUCAACUGAGUCGAAAAGUUGUUUUUGUGUCAAGAAUGUCCAGCUGUCUUAUUUCGUUUUAGUGAAAAUAUUCACUAAACAAACAUCCAGAGAUAACUCAGUGGUCUGUAUGGUUUCUGUGCAAUUAGUCAUCAAUAUGAUGGAGAGGUAAAUAUUUUUCUAUUUAUUAUGCAUUUGUAACCAAAAAGAUGCUAUUUAUUUUCACCGUACCGUUGAGUGUAAGUGCUUUGUUCUGGCUGUACAACAUAAUGUGACCAUGCAAACGUCAGAUCCUCCUCUGAGUCGGGGUAGCAGGGACAUCACUGUGCCACCCGAUGGAAAAGCAGCUGCCAGGUGGGGGGGGCAGACGGUCACACGCCGGGGCGCGUGUCCCUCUGCCGUCAGUCCGGUCGCUUUUAUCUUUCCUGUAUAGGAAUCUGCUUGAAAAGACUGGAUCAAAGUUGAAUAAACACAUCAAAUUACAAA
Messenger RNA from Oryzias melastigma (Indian medaka), 3156 nucleotides. RefSeq names its product mitochondrial elongation factor 1 (gene mief1). The coding region runs from base 450 to 1868 and encodes 472 amino acids. Gene Ontology annotation, cellular component: mitochondrial outer membrane. NCBI's taxonomy places the organism in Eukaryota, Metazoa, Chordata, Actinopteri, Beloniformes, Adrianichthyidae. The record is from RefSeq and is a predicted model, not a curated record. The transcript is spliced from 6 exons. Gene Ontology annotation, biological process: mitochondrion organization; positive regulation of mitochondrial fission.